This is a messenger RNA of Mycena citricolor, 373 nucleotides long. NCBI's taxonomy places the organism in Eukaryota, Fungi, Basidiomycota, Agaricomycetes, Agaricales, Mycenaceae. The record is from the annotation of a GenBank genome assembly.
UGAUCACUCCGAGAGCCCGUUCGUGCCGCCAGCGGGCCCACUCCAUAAGCCGACGGUCGUCCUCCGGCCGAUCGAGGUACGCGCGCAGGACGGGGCCUAGGCUGAUCGCAUCCCGAAUGCCCAAACUCAUGCCCUGUCCGCCGACGGGGCUGUGGAUGUGCGCGGCAUCGCCGACCAGGAGGACGACCCCGCCGCCUGGGAGCCGCGCAAACGCACGGUCGGCUAUGGCCGAGCGUGUCUUGUAGCGUGAGGACCAGUGCACGGCGUCGAUGCGCGCGGUGCGCAGUGGCUCCGGGGCCAUCCGGUCCAUCGCCUUCUGCAGAUAAUCCAUGCCCGGCGCAUGGGGCACCGCGCCCAUGGUCUGAGGGACACC